Messenger RNA from Perognathus longimembris pacificus (Pacific pocket mouse), 1061 nucleotides. Its product is annotated as UDP-glucuronosyltransferase 1-6-like. Lineage: Eukaryota; Metazoa; Chordata; Mammalia; Rodentia; Heteromyidae. Gene Ontology annotation, molecular function: UDP-glycosyltransferase activity. The coding region runs from base 363 to 1043 and encodes 226 amino acids. The record is from RefSeq and is a predicted model, not a curated record. The transcript has a single exon.
UAUACAGAGGUCCCAGAGCACUCUCCACCAGGUCCUCAAGCUGGAGAAUGGCCUUUGUAAAGAGAGAGACAGAGAGAGGACCCAGACAGAGACAGAGAAAAGUGGAGAUAUAAGAAAAAAGGGAAGCUAGAAUCCCCAGAAGAUGGAGGUAGCUAAUAAGGGCCUGGUUGGUUGGAGUGACCCAUGUGUUAAAUAUGGUUAAAUAUUAAUUUAGCUUCUUUCAUAUAAGAGGGCAAGAUUGCCAGCAGGGAGAGCCAGGUAGAUUCUGUGGAAAUUGCUAAUCAGUGUAGGGGAAGUAGCCAGGAGCCCUGUGCCCUAGGGACUGUCCACCAUUCACUCCUGUCCCUUCAACUCCCUCCAGGAUGCCUUGUCUCCUUCCUGCCAUUCACAGAGUCCCUGCAGGCCUUGUCUUCUUAGCGCUCUGGGGCACAGUUUCAGGUGGCAAGCUCCUGGUGGUCCCUCAGGAUGGCAGCCACUGGCUUAGUAUGAAGGAUAUAGUGGAGCAUCUGAGUGUCAGGGGGCAUGACAUCACAGUCCUGGUGCCUGAAGUGAAUUUGCUGUUGAAAGAAUCCCAGUACUACACAAGAAAAGUCUAUCCAGUGCCCUAUGAGGAGGAGGAGCUGGAGAACCGUUUCCGCCUCUUUGGGAAUCGCCACUUUGACCAUCGGUGGCUGCUGACCGCUGCUCAGACCGAGUACAGAAACAACAUGAUUCUCACCGACAGGUUCUUCAUCAACUGUCAGGGCCUCCUGAAGGACUCUGCCAGCCUGAAGUUCCUCCGGGAGAGCAAGUUCGAUGCUCUGUUCACAGACCCGGCCCUGCCCUGUGGCGUGAUCCUUGCGGAGUACCUGGGCCUGCCCUCGGUGUACCUCUUCAGGGGCUUCCCCUGCUCCCUGGAGCACACGCUUAGCCAGAGCCCAAACCCCGUGUCCUACAUCCCCAGGUGCUACACGAUAUUCUCAGACCACAUGACCUCAGUGAUGAGGGCUCACCUGGAGAUCUCCCAGUCUGUCCUUGGAGGCUUUGUGCCAAUUUCUUUCUGAGCAGGAAGUCUUUGAUGG